Homarus americanus (American lobster) is the source of this 3229-nucleotide messenger RNA. Its product is annotated as neural cell adhesion molecule 1-like. The record is from RefSeq and is a predicted model, not a curated record. NCBI's taxonomy places the organism in Eukaryota, Metazoa, Arthropoda, Malacostraca, Decapoda, Nephropidae. Gene Ontology annotation, cellular component: plasma membrane; neuronal cell body; axon. The transcript is spliced from 11 exons. Gene Ontology annotation, molecular function: protein binding; axon guidance receptor activity. The coding region runs from base 194 to 1450 and encodes 418 amino acids. Gene Ontology annotation, biological process: synapse organization; homophilic cell-cell adhesion.
UUCAGCACAUGCACAGAACACUGACUCGGCCUACGAAUACGAGUAUGACGACACUCCCAACGAUUAUGAGGCAAACUUCUACGAUCCUGAGAGCCCUCCAACCUUCGUGGCCAAUUCACAACACUUCUCUGUUGAAGUUGGAGGAGACAUAACCUUUCCCUGUGAAGUGGAAAACCUUGGUGACCAAGUUGUGAUGUUCAAGCACAUUAUGCUCAAUGGUGAAGACAGAUUACUGUUUGUUGGAGAAAUUGAUUUGAAACCUGCAGCAAAAUUCACCAGGAAUGGAAACUCAUAUGUUUUGAAUGGUGUGACCAGACGACAUGCCGGCAAGUAUGUGUGCCGCAUUGAGACCUCCCCGCCCACCGAGCUGGAACACACGCUGGAUGUGCAGUACCCAGCAUCGGUAAGACGUGAAAGUGAGAAGGUUCAGCGUGUGGUCCAAGGGUCAAGUGUGACCCUAGAGUGUAUGGCAGAUGGUAAUCCGACUGCUGCCAUCAGCUGGAGCCGUCAACAGGGACACUUACCUUCUGGAACACAAUCUGAAGAGGGUCUGAGCAUUACCUUAGAAAAUGUCGACCGCCACGUUGAAGGAACAUACAUCUGCACAGCCUCUAAUGGUAUUGGAGACCCUUCUUCUGCUAGCAUGACAGUUGAGGUGGAAUACCCUCCUGAGGUCAUCACUGAACAGGCAAUUCUCCACACUGGUGAGGGUGAUGAGGCCAAACUGAUGUGCAUUGUUCAUGGUCGUCCCACCCCUGCAGUUUCUUGGAGCAGGAAUGGAGACCCACUCAUGACAGACAAUCACAUCAUUGAGCAUGACAGCCUCCACCGUCACACACUUACCAUUAGCAAAGUGAAGGAGGAAGACUUCGGUGAUUACACUUGCACAGCUGAGAAUGCCCGGGGACAGAAAGCAAACACACUCAGACUGACUGGCCUUCCAAAGACCCCCAAGAUGACAAGCAGUCCUGCUGGUGGGGAGAAGACCUCCUACACACUCACCUGGGAGACAGAAAGCUACACCCCUAUUGCCCAGUACCGUCUUCAGUACCGGAAAUUUAAGCCCAAUGUUACAACUCAGGCCCCAGGACAGUGGAUUGACAGGCUUUAUUCACCAAAAACAUCAGAGAACAACUUCACUGGCCCUAUUCACCACAUGACCCAUCCUAUUGAAAUGCUUGAACCUGCUACCGACUACGAAGCAACAGUUGCUGUUGAAAACAAAUUUGGAUGGUCAGGCACCUCAGAAGUCUUCCAGUUCUACACAAGGAAAGAAGACCCUACUACUACUACCACUACCACUACCACUACCACGACCCUGGCCCCGGAACCCGAGAACAUCGCUCCUGUUGUGGAAGAAGUGGCCAUUGGUCAGUCAGCGAGUGGGUGUGGCACUGCCACCCUAAGUAUGGCACUGUUGACACUGGCACUGGGUGCCUUCCUCUCAUAAAGAUCUAGGACAUGUAGAAUCUUAAGUGGUUGUAAAAGAGGCUCCUUAUAUGAGACGCCAUCAUCUUCAGUCCAAAAGAUAAGGUGCCGCAAGUUUUAACAACUUCGGUAUCUUAUCUAGAGUUGAUUCUCGGCCUACAGGUAUUUAAAAGUCUUGGCUGAUGUGUACUACAGGUGUGAAAUCACAAACAAACUUUCAGGUGCAGUGGAUAAAAUAAUGUCUAUCUUUUAGGUUUCUUUUACUUUCAUGACUAGAAAUGUGUCAUGUAAUUUUCUCAUGGCUAUACCCUUCUGAAUGGUAUUCUAAGAAUCUAGUCAUCCCUUUCCUGUAACUGGUUUGUAUGGACAAUUUAAACAAACCCUGAUUGUCCAAGGAGCACUCUGUUAUCUAGCUAAUGCUUUCUAACUAUAAACUAAAGACAAAACAUUAGGUUUAGAUAGAUUAUACUCCACAGCCUGGAAACACAAAAAAAGGAACAAAGUUUUCUACCAUUUUUGAGUAGAAUUGUCAAAAAAAAAAACAAAAAAAAACAUUUACAACGUGAGUAACUGGCCGUCUCUUAAGAUAAUUAAAAAAAAGACUAGUUCAUUUAAUUCUUCCAGUAUUUUGCUACGAUAUAUUGGCUUGGCAAUGCCAAUCCUAUUGCAAGUGUCUGCUAGCUUUUGUAUUCUUAAUGGUGAUUCAGCUGCCUAAUGGAGGCAGGAAGCACAUGUCAUUUGUGCUUCUUGUGUGUAUCUGUUUGUAUGUGUGUGUGUAAGGGUGUGAGAAUGAAAUGAAAGGGGAAUUUUGUAAGCCCCAUGCAUGGGAGGUUAGUCACUGUGUAUAUAGUGUGUUCACAUCUCCAGGUGUGCUGAUUAUAAACCACAUUGACAGGUAUAGACACAGUAAGGGUAAAUUUUAGGCUGUUAGAGCUAUUACUUUAUUAGCUUUUGUUAAAUUGAAGGCCCAUAUUUAUAUUCGACAUUGAUAGUUUUUUCUACAAGCAUAAUUAACUGCUGUGUCUGCCCACAGUGAGUGUGGAUCAUAGUGUUAAAAGUAAUGUACAUUUUACUGUGCUAUGUCCAAGAGACGUUCCUCCUGUGUUGUGGAUGAAACAUGGGAAUGGCGGUGGUCAUGUGGGGAAAAAUAACUUUAGUGGGAAUGCUUAAAAAAUCUCAACAAAAUCUAUUUCUGAAGCCUGUUUAUUUAAUCUCAGUGCUUAAUGUUUAAAUGCUGAAUAUCCUGUAAAUCGGUCAGGAGCUUAACUAUUGAAAACAUAUUUGAACUGAAAGCUUGGUUUGUAUGAUAUUUAAGUGUCACUGACUAACAUUGUGUAACGUCCUUUGUAUGUAUUUCCACUGUUGUUUGGCCUUUUGGAUAAAAUGUGUACUCAGGAGGCUAGCAUGGUCCUUGAUCCACCGCGUUAUUGCCUGGUGGUCUUUGCCUCGGAUGAACAAUGCUGCAGUGUUAAAGGGAACUUAUUUGGGAUUUAAUGUAAUCAAUAGUAAAUAUUUUACCACAAAAACCUUUGAAUGUGAAGCAUGCUAUAUGUUAUUUUGAAUAACUGUAUAAGAUUUCUAUAACAAUACACCAAACAUGGUAAGUUAUGUCAUUGCCAAAACUCACUGUAUUCAUAUAUUAGAAAUAUAUACCUAAAGUUAAGCAGUGUAAUGUAAUUUUCUAUUUUAUAAUCAUUGGUCUUUUGCAUAAAGAACACUGCCAUUAACAUGCUUUCCAUGCAGCUCUCCUGUGUUGUAAUAUUUUGUACUAUAAUCUGCAAAUAAACGUGUCAAUGUCAAA